GUAGGCAGCGAAUCCCACCGCGCGCGUGGUGUCUCCCCGUACGCACGCGCACAGCGCUCGUUAUUGAACUUGGCCGCUCGCUCGCGCUCAGUCGAUGACAUCGGCUGCGCGUCACUGAAGGCUGUUGCUCGCGCGAAGUGGACCAAGAGGAUCUGAUGAAGGUGAGGCGCAGUCUGUCUGCUCGCUUACCGUUUACGUGCGCGGCACCUUCUCUCGACUCGUGGCGGCUUGACGGCGAGGCACAGCAGCGAGCGACACCAUGCCGUAGAGCUGCAGACGAACUCAAAGUUUGCCGCGCAAUCAGGCGGAUGAGUACAGCUGCGAAUCUGAGGCGCUUUAUUCAGGAAACAACAGCGUAGAGGAAGAUGAAAUCUGCAGGAGUUGGCGAUGGAGGACUCUUCACAGAGAGCUACUGUAACAUCUGCAAUGCUCAGCUCAUCUCUGAGUCACAGCGUGUUGCGCACUAUGAGAGCAAGAAACAUGCCAACAAAGUGCGACUGUUCUACAUGCUCCACCCAGAAGAUGGUGGUCCUCCUUCUAAAAGACUGAGACCAGACAACCCGGACAGCGCAGAGAAUGAGGUGGACAGGAACAAAUGCUGCACGCUCUGCAAUAUGUUCUUCACAUCUGCCAUUGUGGCUCAGUCGCACUACCAGGGUAAAACACAUGCUAAGAGAGUACGCCUUGUUCUGGGAGAGCAGCCCAGCUUACCUACCCCCACAGAUUCAACUGCAAGCACCCCUCAGGCCACAGACCCACCACCACCUUCACCUUCAUGGCCCUCCAUGGGCAACAAUGGAGAAGCAGGCAAGUACUGCUGCCUGUGUGGUGCCUGGUUCAACAAUCCACUGAUGGCACAGCAACAUUAUGAAGGCAAGAAGCACAAAAGAAAUGCAGCAAGGGCACGGCUCCUGGAGCAGCUAGCAGGCAGUCUGGAUGCCACCGAGAGCACAGGCCUGCGCAGCAGUUACUCGUGCAGCAUAUGUAAUGUGGUUCUGAACUCCAUUGAGCAGUACUAUGCACACCUCCAGGGCUCAAAACACCAAAACAAUCUUAAACAACAACAUCAGCAAUGAAAGUUAUUGCUGGACAUAUUGAAGGCAUUGCUGCUGAAGCUCUGAAGAAAACAGGAAAUGGAUGUACUUGCAAACAUUUGUGGAGAUGCGCAGACAUUAAAGGGACACCUCAGACAAUACCUCUAUCUGUCACUGAGUUUCUUAAUACCUUAGAGGCUCCUGGACUGUUUUGUGCUUCAUGUUUGUAUUCUAGGUCAGUGUAAACUCGACUGUCAUGAGCUGGGAAUAAACACUGUUAUCCUGUAGGACUAAUGUAUGAACUUCAUGUCAAAUUGAUGUCAAUCUGUGUUACAGUGGUUCUGAUAAUCACAAUGGCACUAAUCGUGUACAAGCACUAGCCUGAAAAGACAGGGUCACUGAGUAUUUUCUUACAUUCACAAAGUCUAUAUAAUUAAUACAAGUAUGUAAUUAUCUAUGAUUACUGUCUUUUCCUUAAAAUCUGCAGUCACUGCUUUGGUGAGCUGUUUAGGCAUUUGGAAAUGGAAAAAAGCACAAAGAACAGGAGGUUGGACAUUUAAUGAAUGCAUUUUCUUAGGCAGUUGUCUUGCUUGUGUUUAAAUGUUUCUAGUAAUGGUCAGUGAUAAAGCAAAUAGACUGCUUGUGUGGGAAUUUUAGUACAGAAGUGGACAUAGACAAGAUUCACACACAGAUCACAUUAUUUUCUAGUUAACAAAGCUAUUUAGUAUAAACCAUAUUCACUAUGAAGAAAACAUUCCUACAGUUCUCUGCAAAGUAGUAUUGCAGAGAGUGGAUUUAGAGCUACUGAGUGUAUGAAGCUAUGCCUUACUUCCUGUCCCAACAGAUUCAUCAUUAGCAAUGCAAGUAUUUUCCUUCCCAUUAGUGGUUAAGAGGAAGCUUGAUAAGUGAGUAAUGCUAUGUCAAUAUUUUGAAUUCACAUUUACACAGUUUACUACUGAGUUGUUGAUGGCAUUGAGCUUUGUGUACUUUUAAUGAUGUCAAAAGGACUGCCUUUAGUGAACAGAAAUUUGCAAUGUUUUCUUCUUCAGAAAAGGUACAAUUUUAUGACUUUAUUCAGGUGGCGGAUAGUUUAUGCAAUCAAAUUAUUAACCACCACAAUGGUUCUGUUUUAAAUUGGUUUAAUUAUGCAAAAAACUGUAAAUAAAUAGUAUCAGGAAAAAAAUGUUUUAAAGCCCUUAAGUGUUAUUAUAGGAAGACUGUAAUCUUUCAGGUGUGGUAUGAAUUGUCUGCUGCAUUCAAAAUCAUUUGUGGUUGAGUUUAUUCAUUUGGGAUGUUGUGCCAUCAGAUCAUGGACAGGGACCUCAUUUUCAUAGGUAUGUAUGUUUAUACUACAAAACAUCUUAAUAAUUCUGUCUGCAGCUAUGUGGAUGUUAUAAAUGACAUUAAUGUUAAAUGGAAAACAUGGACAACUUUUCACUAAAUCAGGGUUGGGGAAUGAAAGAAAUUCCGUUCAGAGGAUUUAUUCUCACAGCUUUGUACUACUAGACAGUACUUCAUCAGCUAGUUGCCGGGGUAGACACACUGUUCCACCUUAUCUCCGUGUUUAUGCUGUUUAUAUUGUUGUGAUUUUCAUCUUGUGUAAUGAAAUUUCAAAUGAAUAUGAAACUAAAUGUGUAGUUGGUUAUGGUCUCAAUGGGGUGAAUCAGGGGUACGAUGUACUAAAGAGUCAGAGUCCAAUACUGUUUGGUAAAUUUCCUGCUGUAACACACUUCAUUAACAUGGUCAUUAACUGCUGAGUUAAGGCAGAUGUUGAGCAGGUCAGCCAGGUGAAAUCAUGUCAAACUGUGUUGAACUCCUGAAGUCUGGUGUCUGGCAUUCCAGGUCUAAAUUGUGCAUUUAUUGGUUGCACAAAACAUAUUGUAUAUUUAUGAAAAAUGAUAUAAAUGGACAAAGUAUGCUACAGAAAGGGCUCAGGUAUAAAAUAUGAGAAACUACCGGACACACUGAAAUACACCUGAUAAUCUAUUUAUUUCUUUCAAAUAAGAAAUAAUAAUGAAUAAUAAUCAGCUUUAUUUUUAUAGCAUGCUUCAUGCAUAAAAUGCAUCUCUAAGUUAGUGCUUUACAAGAAAAUUAAAAAGACAUUAAAAUAUAUAACAAUAAGAAUCAAGUAGGGGGAUAAUAUGGGUAACAAUAAUAAUAAAAUAUAAAUCAUUAAGAAAAAAACAUGAGAAAAACAAGGAUGUGAGUAAAAGUAAUCAUAAAAAUAAAAGUAAAAGUAAUCAUAAAGAUUCUGAUCUUAUUUGGGAAACUGUUCCAUUUCAGGUGCAUAGAAACAGAACGCUGCAUUGCCAAAUCUUGUUGAUUUUGGGUAAAUUGAGCCUGCAGUGCUAUAGCACAGUGAAUUAUUUGGUGCAUAGGGGGAUAGACAAUCCAUAAUGUAUGAUGGUGCUAAUCCAUUAGGUGUUUUAAAAAUUCCAAUUUACAAUGCAAAAAAUUAUCGUAUACAUAGAAAACAGAAGAAGGGUGAGUAUGGGUCAAUAUGGAACAUCAUACAGAAUGUCAUGGUUUUAGGAACAAUCACUAAGCAAAGGAUUCCCUAACUAGUAAGUAUGAAUAAAACCACUUCCCUGAUGUACAACCCACUUUUCAUGUCUGUCUAGUAAUAUAGAAUGAUCAACAGUAUCAAAGGCUACAUUGUCCUGAUCAGCAUUGAGUCUCGGGUCAUUAACUACCAUUAUCACCACUGUUUCUGUACUGUGACAUGAUCUGAACCCUGACUGUUUUUUUUUUUUAUUGUUAUCACUGUCAUUACAACUACUCAUUUAGCUACUAGCUGAACAACAGGAGGCAAUGUAUUGCCAGUAUUUUGAAUAGCAUUGUGCAGCAUCUUGAAGGAAUGCCCUUCAAGAGACAAACAGCACAUGCAAAACUCCACACAAACACUAUUUGCUAUGGCACCAUGCCACCCAAUCUUGAAUCAGAGACUUAAUAAACAAAGCUUUACUCAGUUUUGAAGAGUUCAGUGAUUUGGUUUUGAUUGACAGCUUGCAUUGAGAAUCCACGAUAUUCCUCUUACGCUCCAACCUACAUAGUUCAUAACAAUUAUCUUGUAGUAUUCAAUUCAAUAACCUUUACCAUGCACCAGAUAGCACAGAGGUGAAGACGUAUAACUGAAGUACAAAAGUUCAAAUUCUUUCUUGUUGAGGUUUGAGGUAUUUUUAUGCCACCUGCUCUUGCAGAAUCUGUGACCACAUUCACCCUGCAGACACUCUUGACCACUUCUACCUACUCUUGCACAUACUUUGAUCAUUCCUGCCCACUCCCAUAGAUACUUCUGUUUGUAUCCACCUACAUUCUUUUAAAAUUUAAUCAGUUGCUCCAAUCCCCCAAAAUACAUACAAACAAGCCUUAAGAUUGGCCAGACCACACUUGGAUCAAAUUUAUCUAGCAAAAAAUAAAAACAAAUUCAUUUGAAUAGGAACAGACACAGGAUGCAAUAAAGAAAUUAGUGUGUGAUCAUGUUGCUUUGCACUGAGUUCAUCAAGGUGAGCUUUAAUGCGAUUUAAAUGAGCAAUUCAGCAGUGAGUGGCAGAUGGCCUUGAGAUCCAUUAUGGCCAUUAGGAAUAUUUGGUGAUACAUUUUGUAUUGGUAAACAGUACAUUGGUGUUAAAGUGCUUUGGAAAAUAUUUCAUGAUAUUUUCUCUUUUUGUAAUUCCUUAUAAUGCUAAUAUUUUCCACCCCUAAAAGAGUACAGCUAUGAACAGUGUUGUUGAGGCUACCGGGAAAUGAACUGUAUGUGAAAUUGUUGAUUGCAUAAAACCUGAUUGCCUUUGUUGGACACAUACUGAAUCCAGUUGGGAUCCAACUGGAGCAAAGCAAGGUCUGGGCAGUGUUUGAAUGGCAAGUGCCCCAGAUGAUAAACCAGUUAUUUAGAGGAUUAGGAUUUGUAGGAUUUGCUAGCUUUUACUGGAGGUUUAUUAGGACCUUUAAUAAUGUGGCUUCACUUACCGGCACUGCACUGUUUUGUAUGCCAUUAUAGAAAUCUAGGGUAUAUAUAUAUAUAUAUAAGUUCACUGUAUUACAUCUUGCUCUCGUUUUGUAUUGGUGGCUAACCUUAAACAGGAAAGUAGAAGAAUAAGUGCAGUUCUCUUCUGUGCCUGCUGGAACCUUUAAGCCUAUGUCUGUUGUCUCAUGUUGCCUCAUGUCUGUCUCAUGUUACUGAUCAUUCUCUUCUACCAAUCAAAGUAUAAUAGCUCUUCAAUAUAUGCCAUCAGUGGUAUGAAUGUCCACAGGAGAAGAAGGCAUUGUAGGCAUUGUAGACACUGUCUUUUGAGAGAAUUCUCUGCUGCAUCAGGAACAAUGCUGUGGAAGCAGGGUAUUAUAAUCUGUCACAGUUCAACCCCAUUCCUUCUGCCUUGAAUUCUAGCCACAUUCCAUUAAGUAAUGCUCUACUGAUAUCUGUCUUAAUUUUCCUUGGACUCUUUUGCCUGGUUUCUGUUUACUGCAUUGGACUGGUUGUUAUUCUCAGUAAACUUUCAUACCUAGC
This is a messenger RNA of Pangasianodon hypophthalmus (striped catfish), 5541 nucleotides long. RefSeq names its product zinc finger protein. The coding region runs from base 366 to 1076 and encodes 236 amino acids. Gene Ontology annotation, molecular function: zinc ion binding; nucleic acid binding. The record is from RefSeq and is a predicted model, not a curated record. The transcript is spliced from 7 exons. Lineage: Eukaryota; Metazoa; Chordata; Actinopteri; Siluriformes; Pangasiidae.